Molecule: messenger RNA, 19557 nt
Organism: Polistes dominula (European paper wasp)
Lineage: Eukaryota; Metazoa; Arthropoda; Insecta; Hymenoptera; Vespidae
Molecular function (GO): calcium ion binding
Source: RefSeq, a predicted model, not a curated record
AAGUAAAGAUAAGAUUUGAACGUAAUAUUUUUGUGUGCUACUCCAUGGAAUCGACUACGUGAUCACGUGGGGGUUGGUUUUGAUGACAGUGAAUAUAUGUAUAUAUAUUGUUUUAAGAAGAGAAUUGUCAAACAACAGAUGGGCGAAGAUAUGUGGCAACUUUUAUUUACGAAACUUCUUCUAUUUAGCAUUGUGCUCUUAACUGUUACAGUUACUGCUCGUUCAGAGGAUGGAAACUUUGACAAUGAUCAAAUUAGAGCCUCCAGGAUAGAAGGAGACUUGCAGGGUGUGACUACUGUCCUAUUGGUCUCAGCCCGUCCCGGAAAAUCCGUGCCUCCGGUAGGUCUCCUUACAAAAACUGCUCGUACUUUUGUACAAGAUGGAGCUAGUACUGAAUUUGCAACGCAAGUUCUUGGUACUACGUUAGAUAAUGGACGUCUUUAUGCGAGAAUUUUGUCUACCUCAAGUAGAGUAUUUUAUGAUAAAGAAUCUUCGGUAGAUCCUACUAGUCCAUACGUCGUAUAUCCCUCGAGAACAAUAGAAUAUGACUGGCAAUCAAAAGUUGAUUUGACCAAUGCUCCGAUUAAAGCCAUCGAGGAAAUAGAAAUAAAAGAUAAGAAUAAAGAUAUAAUAGAAAAUCAUUCUGAUAAUCAGCGUAAAUUAAACGAUAAUAAGGGGACCAAAAUAUUGGACGAUUUAACCAGAGAAAAUGAUAUAUUUAGUAAAAGAGAAUUGGGCUCUGAACAUCAAAGAUUUAAACCGGUUAAAGUGAGGCCUGCUGAUAAUUUACCAACUUACACUGUCAAACAGGAAUACGUUUCAAAUAAUUAUGAUUUCUUUGAAAAUGAACAACCAAAAACUAGGACACGUCUUCCAAAAGUUUUUAAACCAACUGUAAAACCUACGCAGAGAAAGUUAGACAACAAGCCAUUAGCUACGGUCACUUAUCAUGGAUUUGCCGAUUUUACUACCACAGUUGGCGAUACUGUUAUAGUGUUCUCUCCUAGUACAUCACCAGCAGCACCUGUUGGUCGUCCAGCUACCACGAUUAAAGGUGACGCUACGCUUAGACCCGACGAUGGUGUAGCAGUUGUCAAAAUUAGACCUACCGCUGUCUUCGGGGAUCACAAAACGACGAAUUUACCCUCUGACAAGCAUACAGAAGCUAGUAUAAAUAACGAGACGACAGAUGAAUUAUUGGAUAUUAUCAAUGGAGGUAAUAUUCAACCAAGUGUUGUUGAAGAAACCGAAAUCGAAUCAUCUUCUAGGUCUACCGAUCCAUUAUUGUUAAUACCUGAUAUAGGAAGAAAUUCGAUCAAACCCACGGGUCUUAUUAAAGUUAUAGAUUCCAUGACAUCUUCCGAUGGUACUACCACUCGUUAUAAAAGUCUUAUUUAUGGUACUUACAUUGGCACAAAUUAUGCUCAAGUUAUUCAUACUUCUUCCAACGUAUACUUCUUCCCUAAUACUGCUACAAUAACGAAUAAUAAUGAGGAAGAUACUACCGAGGAAUAUGAAUAUACUAAUAUAAAUGACGAUGAAGAAGAACAAGAUACGACUAUUGAAAUGGCUAUUAGUACAACACCGCAAGUAAUAACGACUAGCGAAGAAGCAUCACCAGAAAUGAACGAAUUAACGACUCCGUUCAAAGAUACCACAGACAGUGUAUUAACAACGUUAAAAGAUAUUUUAGAAAGUGCGAGAAAAGUUUUAGGAACAACUGAUUCAGCAUUGCCAACAUUCGACGAUGGAAUACCUAACGAUAUUCUAUCUGGGGAUCCUCAGGGACGUAGCAUCAAAGGUGGAUCAUCUAGAAACGAAUAUGAUCAAGACAAAAAUCAUGUACAACAAGUAGUAGAUUCCGUUGAUGCGAAACAACAAAUUACAUUUGCAACGAAACUUCUUCCUUCCACCGUAUACGAAACAUUUACAUAUUACACAACUUUCUUCAUUCCUGAUAGCAAUGGCGGUACGACUACGUCGAUAAAAUCGCGAGAAGUGACAUCAUCCGAAGUUACUUUCUUGACAGAAUUCAUUUCGCCAAGUUCAACCGAAAGCUUUAUUUAUCCUACAAAAUCAGAUACUUCAUUAAUAUCGCAACAGAUAACGAAUUUGCAAUCGCAAUUUGAUCAGGAACAAACUACAAAACAGGACGAAGAGAUAGAAUUAAUAUUUAAAACGUUAUAUACAACUUAUACAUACUUGACAACAUUUUUCCAAAAAGAUACGUCAAGUAUUUCUAGUAGAGAGGUAGUUGAGACUAAUGUUAUUACGCAAACUGUUGGACCCAAUGGUGUAUCAGCUGCAGUAGCUAGUCUUUUUGAAAAAGAUGAGCCUAUCCUGAUAAGUCCCACCGAGAUAUCACAAACUAUCUUGCCAUCAAUAAUUUCUCAACAAGGUGGAGAAGAUUUAGCAACAACUCCAGAGUAUUCAGAAUUUACAGGAAAGGAAAUUACUGAGGGUAGUUUAACCACUGUUCAGGAUGAUGACGAAACUACGAUCAGUGAACAUAUUAGUACUGUACCCACUGUGUCCGAAGAUGAAUUUGAAGAUACUGAAAAGGAAAUAACUCAACUCGAAGCCAGUCCAAUUUCAUCAAGUGGUAUAUCAACUGGUAUAAUGAAACAACAUCAGUUGAAAACCUAUUAUACAACUUAUACAUAUUUUACAACUACUUUUGUCGAUGAUGAAACGGAAAUAGAAACGAGGACGGAAGUAUUCACCAAUGUUGUGACAGAAACUAUUCAAUCAAGCCCAACAAUUACUGUCUCACAAGAAUCCACAUCGUCUACGUUGCCACCUCAGACAACUACUCCUAAACCAGCAGUUCCACCAGAAAUAUUGGCAUAUUUGGAAGCAAUUCAAAGACAGAAAUCUCAAGAGGAAGCUUUCUUAUUGGCAAAAAAAGUUCAAGCAGAAGCUAAUGCUCCGGAACAAAUUAACGGUCAAAGUGAGACUACAUUGAUCACUGAAGCUAUCACCGAAGAUUUCACUGAAAUUCCAACAACAUUGGAACAACAAUCUUCUACUGAAAAUAUAUUUCGUGAUAUUGAAAUCAAUGGACAAGUAACACCAAAUCCUCCGAUAAAUGGUGAAGUUUUAGGAUCAAUGAUUACGGAUGUUCUUUCAUCUUCCAGUUCUGGUGGUGGUACUGUUUUGGAUGUUAUGGAUAAAAGAAAUGCCGUACCAGAGGAUCAAGAAUUAUCAGAGUCGAAUCACCAGGACGUUGAACCUCCACCAACGCUCCUAUUACAAACUAGUUACACAACAUUUACUUAUUUUACGACAAUGUACAAAGGUGAUUCGUCUAAUGUUGCCAGUCGUUUGGAAACGGUAACAAACGUUGUCACAGAAACUAUAAGACCAACGGCUGCGUUACCUGCAGAAGAGUCAAGUACAUUGCCAGUUACUUAUUUCACAACCUUUACGUAUUGGACAACAUUUUACAAAGGUGGCGAUACUUUGACAACGAGCCGUGAAGAAACAGUUAGUACAGUUGUAACUCCAGAUGUUGCAGCUACGCCAACUGUACAAUUGGAAAUGGUAAUGACAUAUAGACCAGCAGAUUCAACGUCAUCGUCAUCGCUGAUUGAAGAACAACUGUUUAGUGACACUAAAGCUAAGAUAACAGCUGACAAUGAAGUUACACCGUCAGACAUUCCAUUGCUUGAAAAAUCUCUUUUAGAAACAACUACAACUACUAAAGGUAAAGAAAGCAACGAUGAUAUGACGAUAACUGAUGAAAACACCUCGGUCACUAAUUUAGAACCAACAACGUUCUAUACUACAUAUACAUACUUUACAACAACGUAUGCAGGUAACGAGACUAUUUUAAAUAGUAGAUUAGAAACUGUAACUAGUGUCUUCAAACCUAAUACGACAGAACCAAAACUGGAACCAACUGGACGUGCAAUUGGUAAUGGCAUAUAUCCCGAAGUUCAAGGAUUAGAAAAAGAAAGUAAAUCUAUAGCACCAUCGAAAGCCGUAGAAAUUCCUAAAACAGGAUUACUAUCAACUAUUCGUUCUAGUAAAAUUCAAGAUGAUGUUACAACGCAUUAUAUGACCGAUGUAUAUGGUACCAUCAUUGAUGGUCUUUAUGCACAAGUUAUGGAAAGUUCAACCAGCUUAGAAACAGCUUCGGUUUUAGCUACCCCUGUACUUCCUACAGGAGUACUGUCCUUAAAUAAAGGUAGCGUGAUAGAUGCAGAUGGUAUAACUACUGUUUAUUUUACAACCAAACAGAUUGGUACUUUAAUCGAUGGUGUAUAUGCAAAAGUUAUUGAAAAUAGUUCUAGUACCAAAAUUGACGAAAGCAAAAAGCAAACUAUUUCAUCGAGCCCCAAACACAGAACCGGAUUGGUGCGAUUGAUCGAAGGUCAAAUUGAAAAUGAUGGCAUCACGACCUAUUAUCAAUCCAAAGUUAUUGGCACUAGUAUCGAAGGCAGAUAUGCACAAAUAAUUGAAAGCACUUCCAGUUUUGCAUCUACUGCAGCAACUUUAAGUAUUGCACCAACGUCAACUUUAUUACCAAGUACUUCGAUAGGAAUUGUAGAAAUAUCACCAUCACCUGCCGUAAUUCAAUCAUCUUUAGCAGAAGAUCCUACAACGGAAUCUCCUGGACAGAACGAAGAUUCCGAAGAAAAUGAAGAGAAUGAAGAAGAGGAUGAUCAACAAGAGGACGAUCGAAGUUCAAGGAAAAAAUCAAGAUUAACAUUCUCAUCGAGGAAAAAAUCUUUUACUCCGGUAAUUAUACCAUUUGCAUCUAGAAAUCGACCGACAUUUAAUCCAAAACGUAAAGGAGCACAAGGUGCAACAACUAUUACCAGAACAGAUAUAACACCUACAAUAACUGCAACGUUAGCUGGUAAAGGUAAUAGAUUCGCAUCAUCAAGAGGACGCAUUAGUUCACCUAUUGGACCAUAUUCUUCGACGGUAUCACCAUCCAGUUCGAGAAGAUUUUCUGGAAGAAGAAAUACAGCAUCAGCAACGACGAGUUCUAUCAAUUCGGCAACAGCAGGAGCUCGAGGUAGAGGAGCAUCUAGAAUAUCACCGUCUUCUGUAGGAAAUAGACGAACACCUGCUACUAUUAGAGGUUCUUCAAGAGGUUCACAACGUGGUUCAAGUUCCAUAUAUCCAGGAGCAUCGUCCAGAUACAGACCUGGUAUACGAGCGUCAUCUACUUUAUUACGAGGACAAUCGACUAUUAGGCAAGACGAUCAAGAUAACGACGCCAAUGAAUUCACCACGACUACUUUAGUGACGGAAGAAACUCCAUAUACCCAGGAGACCGAUGACGGGGAAACAGUUACUAUACCUCUUCAAACAACAACUGAAUCUUCUCGAAGAUCUACGAAUCCACUUUUAAGAUUCCGUAGACCGAUUAACUUUAAUAGCGGAUCGUCAAGAGCAAGCACAACUCCAAAGUCCACUAAUAGAAACAACAAAUCUAACUCGCCUAGCAUACCAAAUAGAAAUGUUGCUUCUCGAUUAAAUAAUAGAUCUACUCCACCAACACCAACUAGACCUCGUCAAACAAAUGCAGGUUUCUUUCCGCCUCGUGGAUAUUUUAGCAGGAAACAGGAAUCGACUGUAGAAGAUCAGAUCGAAGAUACUGAUCACGAAGAAGACGAAGAUAUCGAAGAAGAUCCAGUUGAAGAAAUUGCGGAUAACGAUUAUGAAGGUUCAGAACAUGAAGACAAAACUUCAGCUACAAAUAUCAAUGGCAAUCGUCGUUUUGGUAAAACGCUUGGUCCAGUUGCACAAAUCAGACCAUUUGGGUUCUAUGGAAGAGGAAAGAGAGUUCGUCGUCAGGCAAAUCAAUUGAGAUCAUUAACUAGUCGCUUUAGAAAAUCCAAACUUAUGGCAAGCAAAACCGAUGAAACAAUCGACGUUGUUGGUAGUCCAUCUAACGUUGAAGAUACAACAAAAGCAUCGAUAAAACCAGUUGCUCGAUACAGUGCUCGUACUAGAACUUCAACAGGUCCACGACCUAAUCUGAAGUCAUCAAAUAAUCAAGAAAAAUCGCAAACGGACACGACAGAAACAUCUACGAGUCAAUUGAGUCAAUCAAAUAAAUCUAAUAAUGGAAGAACGAAACAAAUUACUAAUAGUAACAGUAGAAGUACAUCCUCGAGAAUAAAACCCUCCCCGACGUCAGGCAAUAGUAGACAAUUUACUCUGAGGGAGAAAGAUUCGUUACAAACUAGAUCUAGUUACAAAAGGUCGCAGUCCUCGGGAGCUAGAACUACCAGUAGAACAACGAACAAAGCAACAGAUAAUGCCAAAGCAAGACCGCCAAGACUAAGAACUAACUCUGGAAAAAGUCAAGUGGAAUCGAUUAAUAGUUCCCGCAGAGUUUCUCCUUCGCGUGCUACAUCUAGAACUUCUAAUAGAAACGGAAGUACCAGAAGAACUUCGCAAAGGGGAAGAACUUCUCACGAAGACAUUAGAGAAUCUCCAAUGGUUUAUCCAGAUUUUGAUGGAACCAUAACAGUAACUCAUUAUGUACCAACGGAAGUAACCAUACCUGUAGUAAAUAAUGGUGUAACCGAGCAACGCAAUAUUAUAACGGCUCAGCCCAGUACUGAAGUCCUUGGUCCUUCUCAGUACAGUACUGUUACAGGUGGAGAUGGUCGACCACUGGUAGUUAUCGUCAGCGAAGCUACAGGUAUUAAUAGUCAAGGUCAAACCGAGAUUACACGAUUUUUGCUUCACGAAACGCCUACAACGCGGGUUUCUCAUACACUUACCACUUUUGGUGGUCGGAGAGCUUCACAAUCAGUGAUAGUACCUACAACAGUUUAUUCAGUUGAAAAUGUAGUUUCUACAAUACGACCUUCUCUGCCUACAAAUCCACCUCUUGCGAAUAUCCUUUUAUCACAAUUGCUUCUGGGUCAGCUAAAUCCACAGAACCAAUUACUACAGCCUCAAGGUACACCCACUACGCAAUAUAACACGCGUACCACUACCUACGUCACUACGAUUACGAAACAUCAAAGCACCGUCAUUCCACUUACCUUCCGCGGUAAAGAGAUCUUAACUACUUUAAUAGACUCCUCAAGCGACAUUGUAACCGCAACGGAAUUUAUCACAGACACUGUUGUAGUCACACCAACGGCAACAUUGCCAGCUGCCAAUUUGAACUCUUUACUCUUGUUGCUUCAACAACCCCAACAACAAAUACAACCCAAUUCAAAUCCUUUGUUGGAUCCCUUGUUUGCCGCUGCUCCGUUGUUAACGCAAAGUAACACUUUACCGGGUGAAGUUGAAAGGCGACAUCAACCAGCAGAUUCGGAUUAUAAACCAGACAGUUAUGAAUAUUCGGACGAAGAUCUAGAGGAAUAUGAAAAACCAUCGAGAGUUCGAGGUGGACGGGAUAGGUCGUCUCAUGAUAGAAGAGAAGAUCAAUCAGUUACAUCGAAAGCUGCUGAAUCUAGCGUAGUGACGCUUUAUGUCUCUGGUCGAAGACCUGGAGAAUUUAGCACAGUAUUGAGUACUGUUAAAAUUGGAGAACAAGCAACAGCAUCCAGAAGACGAAGGAACAUAAAUAGAUCUGUUAAAGUACAACCAUCGAUUCCACCGUCCUUACAUGCGGGUUCAGAACCAUAUGCUAUUCUGACAGGAAGCGAAGAUACUCUCGACGCACAUACGCCAACGCAAAGCCUUGAAAGUGUAGUAGAUUAUAGCAGAUCGUUAAAUGAUGAUAGCGCAUAUGUUGAUAACGAAGAAAAUCAGGCUUUUGAAAGUUCUGUCUCAGAUGAUAUUGACGAAUAUCCCGAAAUUAGACCACGUAAAAAAGUUAGAAUUCGUAUUCCCGUAAUUCGAAGUAAAGUUCCAAAGAAGCAUAAACUCACUGUGGUCAGACGUAGACCUUUAACACCAUUUACUAGAAAUGAACAAACGCCCACCAAAAGAAUUGUCACGAGAGUUAGAGCAUUAGGAUUGGCGCAUACCAGACCCUCAGCUACAGAUCUAACCGAUCUAGAAAAUCUGACAACCGAGACUACACGUCACAAAAUUACAAUUACACGAAGAAGAAAACUCGAACCAACAGCAAGUACCGUGACACCAAAAAGAGUAAGAAUUACAAGAAAAAAAUUAGUUGCCGUGAGACCUAUAGAACCAACGACAACGUUGGCUAUUAUUACUACAGGUUUUUUUACUGCAUCUUCAGAUUAUAGUGACGAAUAUGAAGACGAAGAAAAUAUAGAAGAUAUCGAAGAUAUCGAAGAUGAUAAUCAUCCUACUUCUACUCCCAGUCUUGAAGAAACGCCUAAUAUAAUUGAAAGUAAACCAGAAGAUGAAGAGUUAAAUGAAUUCAAAUCAUCAACAUUAGGCGUAACAUCGGUAUACGAAAUUAUCGAUGAAAUGCCCGUAAUAAUUACAGACAAUUUUUUCUUUCCACCAUCCGAUGACGAGGAAGAUGAAAGUUACGAAGAUGAUAAUUAUACAGAAACAACAACGUCUGAUAUACCUACUUCGUUGAAUGAAAAAGACAAUAAAGUGCAGAAUGAUACCCAAUUAGAAAAUGUUGAUGUUAACAAAAUUACAUCAAAUGUUAAUGAAGAAAUCCUCACAAAUCCUGUCACAGAAUCUGAAACAUUAAAUAAAAAUAUAACAUCAAAUGCAGAUACUAUCGACAUAUCAUCGGUUAGCAGCACUGCAACAUUGUUACCGUCUAUAACAAUACUAGAAUCUACUGACGUUCUAAAUGAAAAUAAUAGUUCUAAGCUUGAUAUAUUAGAUUCUACUACGGAGACUUUACAUGACAUUAUAAAGACAACGACUCCUUUACCUGAAGAAGAAACAACUUUUGUAACGGAGGAAACAACUCCUGUACAAGAAGAAACAACUUUUGUACAAGAAGAAACAACCCUUGAACAAGAAGAAGAAACAACUCCUAUACAAGUAGAAGAAAUAAGUUCUUUACAGGAGGAAGAUAAAUUUUCUGUAGAAACAAAUGGUGGAAUGACAGAAAGUACGCUUUUUGAUAAGUUAAAUACAUUAAUUGCAACUGAAAAAACAAGUACCGCUACUAUAUUUGAAAAAUCAAUAGAACAAAGUACCAUAGCACCAGAUGUAAUGGAAGAACAAUCAGUACCAACUAUUUCAGAAACAAUCAAAACUAAUAUGGAAACAAAUUCUGAACCUUCAUUGAUAAGCAACGAUAUCAAAGAUUUGGAUGCAAUGAAAGAUAUUAUUAAUACUUCUAUAAAUGAUUUGACAGAUACCAAUGUAACUCGAAACUCUAACGAAGAACAAAACGAUGAUGAGAUGUUAGCAGUAAAACCUAUACAGUCGUACAAUGUAUUUGAAACUCCUACAAUACUUAUUCCAAUAAAUACACCCGAAACAGUAAUUGAUAUUACGUCCAGUUUGAAAACUUCUGACUCAAAAAUAUCCUUAACACCAAAUUCCUCUAUUUCUUUGAACUACGAUGAUUCUUACAUACCAAGCGUAAUUCCUCUUAAUGCAGAAUAUACUACCAUAUCAAAUAGCCCUGAAAUUCAAAUUAAAACAACAAAUGUUUUAACUUUCAAUCUUACAACAACUAUUCCUUCGGCCACACCAGAAGAUAUCGAGGCUGGUCUGGCAGAUGAUCUUUAUCUAUCACUAUCGCGACCUGAUUUCUCCGAAAUCGUAACAUCCAAAUCAGAAUCAACAUCAUCCCAAUAUAUCCCGUUAGAACCUAGUACAAGUAUUUACUACACAGAGACAAUAGUAACAUCAACACGAUUGAGAACUUAUACAUACAUAGUAACAAAACUGAAUGGACUCGAAACCCAAGUGACAUCUUCUACGACCAUUAGACCAAGAGUGACGACACUCACUUUGACGGUGCCCAUCACGGUAACUGUCACUCCCACCAUGGAGUCAACAGUCAACACAUAUUCAUCUAUAUAUAAUGCAGUAUCUGUUUUUGGAGAAGAUAAAUCAAAAGAAGAGGAAGAGGGAAGAAAACUUAAUCUAGCUACACGUGUCAUGUCUAAUGGAGUAGAAGUUAUUGUAGCAGGACCAACUCCAGCUUUGAGAUGGGAAAAUUCAAAUCCUCAACCAACUUUGACAUUAUCAGAUACAGUAGUUAUGUUAUUGCCACAAGAAAAGUCUAACGAUUUUGUUACAAAAUCAUGUACUACUACAUUCACGUAUUUUGGAACAAUUAAUAACAGUGGAAACUCUGUUAUCCCUACAGAGAUUAUACAUAAUACAGCUACGGAAGAACGUCACAAGAAACCUGGAUCAGAAACAGCAACUGAUGUCUUAAAACCAUCCCCAACAUUACGUACGGAAAUGCACAAAACGACACAUACGUAUUUAACCGUAGACACGAAUCAUGCUAAUAUGGAAGAUUCAUCAUUGAUAACUAAUACGAAAGUUGUAACAAAUAAAAUCACAACACCUCAAGACUAUUUGCAUAUGAUGUUGGAACCCUCAGAAGUAUCGCAUACAGAAACAAAUACCUAUUUAAGUACCAGAAUUUUGGAAAAAACUUAUAUGGAAGAUGGUCAUACCAAAGUGAAAACAAGUGAUACAAUUACUCAGUUAAUAGCAACUGAAUCUGGACUACCGCCGAACCCUACCAGUGUCAUUACUACUUUAACAGCUUUAGAUAGUACUGAAGAAUCUAUGACUGAUAUAAUGAAGACUUAUUAUAUCACAUAUACAUACUAUAAUACAUUGUUUGAGAAAGGUACAUCUGUUAUACGUACAAACGUUGCAACUUCUACAAAUGUUGUUUUAGAAAAGAUACCUAUAAAAGAUACAUCUACGACAAAAAUAACACCAAUCAGUUCUACACCCGAACCUAUACAAAUUUUUGCUACUAAAACGUAUCUUACGACGUUUACUUAUUUUACAACACUUUUACAGGCUGGGCCUGAUGGUGAAACAUCGACAACCAUAUCAUCUCGUUCUCACAUUAUAGAAAAUGUGGUAACAGAAUCAAUAGCUCCAAGUUUACUCGACGCUGGUUACAUGAAUGCUUUACUCACAACAGCGUACCAUUCUGAUCCAGUAAAGAAUGUGGUUACUGGUUCAACAAUUAUUUUCUUUGAUGAGGAAGAUCAGAUUGAUCCAACUGCAUCUAGCAGUUUAGUAGAAUCUACUACAUCUCUUGGAACAGAAAAAGAUGAAACAUCUUCUGAGAAUUUAUCAUUGAACGUAUUAACGAGUGUAUCUUCAGAUUCAGCAGAAUCAACUAUCAAUCGAAUUGACUAUGUAAAUAAUAAGGAUAAUAAUAUGACAACAUUGUUGAAUAAUACUGCUGAACAUAAACAACCUUCAACCCAAGAAGGAGGUGACAUUCAACUGAGCAAUCUUCUACAUCUAGGAUCUUUAGGGAUCAAUGGUCUAUCUGCUUUGAAACCUGUAAUUACAGCAAUGGCUGGUUUAUUACAAGGAAAAACUGCAAAUCGUAAAAAUGAUACAGAAUCUUUAUCAGUAAGUCAAGAAACUACUACACAGAGAUCACCUAUCUACAUUCCAGUAGCAGAAUUCGCUGAUGAUGAUAUUGAAGCUGCAGAAAGUCAGAAUAUAGCUACUCAUUUGGUCAAUCCUAAGAACAAUCACAUAGCUGAAACAAGACACAAAGUUACCAGUAGUUUAGCCGAUGGUAUACCUAUUUCACCAGGUGAAGUAAUAACAGCUAAUAGUGAUGUCAUUAUUGGGAAACCUGGUAAGAUGGCACCAAGACCACCACAAAAUUUUGUUCAUGAAGAUGAACAUAUUGGAAUGAAACCACCACCAUUACCAGUUCCAAAUAUUCCUGUCCAUCCAGUUUUAGAAAUUCUUCAAAACAAUCGUGAAGAUUUUCAAGAACAACAUCCUCCUAAAAUUUAUCAAGAACAACUACAAAUUAUACCAUCUCAUAGGAUUUAUGAAGAACAUUUAAAAAUCCCACUUUCUAUGUCACUAAAUGCAAAACUUCAAGUAGUUCCAACACAACCCCAAAAACUGCAUCCUGUUGAGUCUGUUCAGACAAAUAAGAUCGAAUUAAAACAUGAAUAUAUACAGCAUGAUCCUUUAUUAAAACCACCUGAUAAGCCAGGUAUAGAUAAGCAUAUAAACAAGCAGUCUGAAUGGAGUACAAAUGGGUCUAGAGGACCAUGGGGAGCAACAAAUCCAUUAACACCACCUGCACUGCCAGUUACAUUUGGCGAUCUUUAUUCAGAGAAUCCAGCCAAUGAUAAAUCUUGGUCUACAUCGUUUAAACAACAACCAAAUCCAAAUUGGGACACUUCACCUAAAAUUCAAACGUCAGAAGCACAAUCAUCUCCAUCCGAACCGAUCGUUCACCAAGUCCCACAUAUUAUUGAUAGAUCAACAGGUCAAUCUUUACUUGUUAAUAUUCAACCUAGUCAAGUAGCAAAUGUUAUGAUUCCUCAAGAUGGGACACAGGCUUUAAUAUUUGGAGAUACAGGAGAACGUCACAUUAGUGGUCAAUAUUUUGACGAUCCAUCGCCAUAUCCAGAACCUGAAACUGCUCCUGGAUUUGUUGGAAUCCAAAAGGCAGAGGAACUAUUUCAAAAUUUACACGGGAAAGAUCCACUGAAUUAUAUGGUUCCGCCAUCACCCCCAAAUAAUUUCAAAUCAGCUAUACAAAAAACAGAUUCUUCCAACAGACAACACAUAAUCAGGGUGCCGCAAGUUCGUUUCGAUCAUAUUAAACCACCAAGUAAACUAGAACCACCUUUUACCAGACCUGAUAGAAGACCACCAGCAGGAAUUCAUGUUUUGAAACAAACUCAUCAAAGUAGCAUAACAAAUGGCCAAGGUUUCGUUCACAGCGAAAUUUUAGUUCAUCAUAGACCAGAAACUUUAAAUUUACAAUUGGUUUCACAUCCACCAAUUCUUUCUAAUGAUCAUCCCACUAAUUCAUUCUCUUCUAAUGGACAAUUUGUCAACAAUCAAAAACCUAUAAAUACUUUACCAACUGUUCCAUCUAGACGAGCAGAAUCAACUGUCCCAACUGAAACACCACAUAUAUUUAUGUAUCACAAUAAACCAGAUUCAGGAAACGAAGUUAUUUCCAACACUAAUUGGAAAUUAAACAAAAAACCACCAAGAAUUACGCUGAACAAUCGCUUAAGACCCCAAUCCGUAUUAAGACCAACUAUUCAUCGGCCCCACAACGGCAGGCCGCAUAUUGAAAAGCCUAUGAAUUCUCAUACUACAAAAACAACAUAUCCUGUGUCUCCAAAAUUACCGUUCAAAUCACAAAAUACUGCUCUAUUACCUCAUCAAAUUUCAUCGAAUACAUAUUUACAAUACGAACUUACAAACAAGCUAGCAUCAACAGGAACGAAAAAUAUAAACAAUGUAACAAAUCAAGGAAUUACUCAUAAUUAUCAAGUAAACUUUGAAGAUCGAUUACCUCAAAGUAAUCCGGAAAAAACUAAUCCACCAAACUCCUAUAUGGAAGAAUCUAUUACUAAAUGGAAUAAUAAUCAGGUGCCCACUGGAGCAAUAGAAUAUCAUAAUCCUUCAUAUUUCAAAAUAAAAUCGGCAAAUACUGAAUAUCAUUCGCCGAUGCUAAUUACUAAUUCCAAGAAUCAAACUAUUGAUUCUAAUAUACUAAACCAAUCCAAGCCAUUAGAUUCUGAGAUUGCUGAAUCAGAACAUAUAAAAUCACAUGAAAAUAUUGAUUCAAGUGAAAUUAAUUAUAAAAAUAAACAAAAUGUAGUAAUAAACAGUACAGAUUCUGUAAACAAUUAUGGAAUAAUCAAUGCAGGUAAUAUUCUCCAUGGUAAACCAUCAAUUACUGGACAAGAUUUGACGUACAAUCAAAAUGAAAAUACACCCAUUUUAUAUCCAGGUGAACCUUUCAAAUUAAAAAAUAAUAGCUUUAGUUCGCAAAAUGAAACCUUUUACAGUACGAAACCAUUUGAGGUACCUGUUGCUGUUGUAAACAGCAAGCCACAUGAAAUGUAUGAUAGCAAUGUUAAUCAUGAUCAAAAUCAUGAUCAAAAUCAUGAUCAAAAUCAUGAAUAUAGAGAAAAAGAAAGUGAAUUUGUUUAUGAUACAAUUAAAGGAUCUUCUUCUGUUAAUGAAAAUAAUGAAAAACCUUUGAUGCAUCAUAAUGAAAAUGUGCAAUCAUCGACGUUACGAUACUCUUAUGGACAAGAUGACAACAUAGAUGAUCUGAAGCCACCUGCCAUUGUUCCACAAUUCAGGCCUAUUACCGACCAUGAAUCAGGCGAAUUUUAUUCUAAAAAACAUAUUAUUGUUACUCCUGAGACAAGACCUACUCGUAUACCAGCUGUGGAAAUAAUAACUAAACCAAAUGAUAUGUUAAAUGUUAAACAAAAGAGUAAUGUUAGUUAUAUUAAUAAUUUGAAUACACAAAAACAUAAUUUUGAUAGUUUGACGAAUCAAAAUUCACAUAAGGAAUAUAAAAUAGGUCAACAACAUGAAAGUAUCUCUGAAGAUGUGGUUGAAAAACAAUAUGCUAGGCCUAGUUGGAAUAUUGGUACUUUAGAUACUAACAUAUAUAUGACACAAAAGAAAUCAGAAAUAAAGCAGAAUGAGCUUACGAAUUAUACGAUUCCUGUUUCCAAUGAUAAGAAAGUUUAUUCAAGAAUACAAUCAUUGGAAACAAAAACGAAUAAUCCAUCACAUUUUCUUGAACAAGGAUUAAUCACUGGAGUACAUCCUGAAUAUCCACAUAUUAUAAGAAAACCGAAACCACAGGUUCCAGACCCUGUUAUUAUCUCGAGUACUGGAAUGAAAUCAAAUUCACAUAUCAAAUCAAACGUUCAAUUCUCCAUGCCAGUUGAGAUUACCGACAAUGAACAAGACGAUAGUAAAACCCAAACAGAAAGACCUCCUAGCAUGUUAAUAAUAAAGUCUAAUUCAUUGAAAAAUAAAAAUCAAGAUAAAGAGAUACUUGAAACUGCUUAUCAAACUAAUUUUGCUUCAUUAGAUUCAGUAAUAGGUAGUUCUGAAAAUCAGAAAAUGAAAAGUAACUCACACAAUAUGAGCACUCACAGCAAUGCUCCAAACAUGUUGUUCAAUAUAAAAGAACCUAAAGUUCCUUCGAGAGAUAUGAUGCCACCACCUUUGAGCUCUGUUUCGUCAAAAUUGGAAGACGAACAACAACAACAACAACAACAACAACAACAACUGAGACCUCCACCUCCACCAUCUAAUGAGGUUGUUGGUUUAUCACCUCCACCAUUAGAAAUUACAAGCACGUACAGACCAUUGCAACAUAGACCAGAUCCCAUUGUUAUUAAUGAGCCAGAUUUCAAAUUAUCUUCGAAAUAUAUUCCAUUACAGGAAUUAACGAAAACAACAAUAGUUCCGCAGCCAAGCAUAAAAUCUUCCAAUCUUAGAAUGACUGUAACCAAAUUAUAUCUUCCUGAACAACUUUCUGAAAGAAUGGUACCAUCCCUUCCAGCAUUACAAACCAAAUCUCAUGAAAUAAGUACAACAAAAAUAAGUCAUUUGCCAUUUGGAUCAACCCAAAAGCCAACAGCAAGUAUAUCUAAUAUUUACAUCAAUCAGUAUAUGAAAUCAAAAUACGCAACAACACAAAAUACGAUAAAAACGUCCAUUACUAGCACGCCAAUCAUACGUGCUUCUAUUUCAACUAAAGGAAUGGAACACUCCAGCAGUUCUAGAGUAUCAAUGCAUCAAACUGCUAUCACCAAAACAAAAAAUACAGUUACUUCGACGCAAAUAAAAUCAACUGGUGAUCAGAUCAAAUCAAGCAAACCGUUAUUAAAAUCUGAUAUUAAACCAACGAAAUCAUUAACAUUUGAAAUGUCACAUACUUCUGUUAAAUUGGCAGAGCAACCUAUAUUUUUACAAUCAAGUCACGACUUUAUUUUGUCAUCUGUUAGCACAGAACCUACAGAAUCUCUUACAUUUGUUGUAAGCACCGAUGGCAUUAAAGAAUCCGAUAAAUUACCGAAUCAUGAAAUAAAUCAAACAAAAGCAGACCAAAUAUUUGUAGCCGUGACACAAACAGAUAAAUCAUUAAGUAAUACUGAUUCAUCGUCAACAAAAUAUGUAGAUUUAAAAAUAAAUGAGACAACUAGUGAAACUAUGAAAUCUAACUUAGGAACUGUGAUACAUGAAAAUACCUCUGACACAAAUAUUGGAUUAAAACCCAAAGAGAUCGUACGGAUUAAAAUGUCAACGUUAACAAAAAUAGAAACAUUUGCGGUAGGAUUACCACCAACAACAAGAACAUUUUUGCUUACUCAUACGAUGACUUCGACUACUGUAGAAACAGUAACAGAAAUUUUACAUCAUCCGACCAAUACACUUGCUACUGUGACGCCAAGUAUUUUGCAAUCUGUGGUAACGCAGGUACCAUCAAUUUAUGAAAAUAGUAUCGAUAAUGAUUCGAUCUUUGUGGUAAUGAGCGAUCAAAAGCCACCUGAGCCUGGUGCUGAAGAGGUAGAAGCAGAAUACGGCGAAGAAGACAUUUCACGGGAUGAACAAAGUCCUACAAAUAAUGAGAUUCAUAGAGUUUUAGCUGGAGGUAUUUUAGGUGCACCUGUAGUACCUGUUCGACCUACCAAUCAAUGUACACCAGAAUGUAAAGGAUCUAAAGCAGAAACAUGCGUUGAAGUAGAAAAUGAAAUGAGAUGCGUCUGCCGGCCAGGAUUUGCAAGAAUGUUCCCUGAUCGGCCUUGUAAACCAACUUAUACGUAUACAAUGUAUGUUGGACUGGAUCGUAUUGGACACGAAUCUAUAACUUAUGAAGAAGGUUUGAACGAUUCUUCAUCUCUAAUAUACAGAAGACUUGCUGGUUCAGUAAAAGAUGCUCUAGAUAGAACACUAAUGCAAAGUGAUCUUAGAGAUAUCUAUAGAGCUCUAAAGAUUUCCAAAUUUACUUCGGAUCCAAUGAAAGUAGUAUUUUAUGUACAACUCAGUGACAAUGCUAAUGAAACAAGAUUAAAGGAAGUUUUUAGAAAAUAUUUAGUUGGAAGUAAUUAUAGUUUGGGUGGUACUGAAGUUUAUGCCUCUAAAAAUCUUGAAUUGAUUCAUGCAUCAGACUUUGAUGAGUGUUCGAAUGAAGAGGAUGGUCCUCAUCAUGAUUGUUCACCAAACGCAGCUUGUUUCAAUUUACGAGGAUCUUAUCAGUGCUCUUGUAAAGAAGGUUGGGCAGAUUUGUCAGAGAAUCCUUCAUACCCUGGAAGAAUAUGUUCACAAGCACCGAUAGGUUGUGCAGGAUGCAAUAAUAAAGGGCAUUGUAUAAGUAAUAUUCAUGGUCAUGAAAUUUGCGAAUGUUUCCCAUGGUAUAGUGGCCAACGAUGUCAAGUUAAUUUGAAAGUGAUGCUGAUAGCUCUAGUAACAACAGGUGCCAUCUUGUUGGGUUUGCUAGCUGUAUGUGUUGGCUUAGCAUGCUUUAGACAACCCGUUCAUAACAAGCAUACUUCUGGAGAUACUCGUGCAAUGAUUUCUGGAGCAGGUGGUGAUACUAGCAGCGAAGAUAGUGUCGGUGAUGUAACUAUACCUUAUCACGUUCCACACGUUUUACCACCACCACCACAAAUGAUAGCACCAUUACCUCCAAUGAAGAGACCAAUUAGAAAAAUCAGUGAAAAAUUACAUGACCCAUCAAGAAAGACUAUUGUGACUGCACCAGAAAUAACUAAUGAUGAGCAAAGAGAUCGCUCAUUAACUGUUAUGAUUCCUCGUGCUAAAUAUCGAUCAGCUCCUCAGUCACCGAAAAAUUACAAAACUACAUUGAGCACAUUUGUAACUGAUGAGAAUAAACUUAUAAACUACCUUGACAAUGGUUCUCAACAUCCAGUAAAUCGAAAGCAAAGUAUAUCAAGUAUGAAAGAUUGUAAGGAAUCUGAUUUACAGGCUGCAAGAGCACCUGCAGUGUCAACUGGUGCACUUGUCAGUGCCGGAUUCCAGGUAUCAGCAACGGUAACAAGAAUGAUAGAUGCAGAAUCAACGUUAGCUCGAUCAUGCGGAGAAACUACUAUAGAACCACCGACAAAAGUUAUGAAAAAUUGCGACAGUCAAGGCGAUCUUACAUCUACUUUAGCCCGUUCCUGCGAUGAAACAACAAUACAAACGCAAACAAAACUACUUAGACAAGAUUUAGGUGAAGCAGGAUCUAUUUUGGCAAGGUCUUGCGAAGAAACAACUAUUCAGCCAUUUACAAAAAUAGCAGCUACUCGAACAAAUAGUAUUAAAGAUACUAGAAAGAACAAAAAUUCGAGAGAUAAUGGUAGCGAAGGACACACGAUGGCUGAGAGAGAUUUGGGUAGUACUUUAAGACUUCCAGCUCACCAUCCACCACUUUAUAGCCCAGACAGAGUUAGUGAUAGAGAAUCUAAUUUUGAUUCUCUUUAAGAGAUCAAUCUCAUGACAGUAUAAAUAUAAUAAUAUAUGAGGAUUAAUCGAAUUAAGAUAAUUAUAUUAAAGACACAGCCGCUGGACGGUGGUCUUUGCAGCUGGUGGUUCAGUUGUAAAUACUGAAAUUCGAUGUUGCCAAAUAUAUAACAUCAUUUAAGAAAUACUUUUCACAUUUUCAAAUGAUAAAAUGAAGUGGUGAGACCAAAAAAGACAGUUUUUCUUUUAAACAAGACUCUAUUUCUAAGCUUUAGCUUUUUCUUCAUAAAAAGGAAGAUAUCAGGAGAAAUGUUAUAUUGUAAAUUGUUCGAAAAUUGUUCGAAAAUUUGAAAUAUCAUGAAUGCAGACAAAUUAACUAAUAUCUUGAAAAAUAUUAUUUAUUUCUAUACUUGCAUAAUAUUUGUAAGAACAGUUUGAAAUAUUGAACUUCAAGUAACAAUUUCAAUAUGAGCUUGAAAUGUUCAGAAAAUAAGGAUAAAAAAUGUAACUUUUAAAAUGACAAAUUUUAAUUGAUUUUUUCCAAUUGAUACUCCUUCCUUCAGACAUAUUUUGAUAAAAUAAUGAAAUGAGAUGUCGAUAAUGACAUAGCCAUGAAAUUCGUUCCUUUUUAAAUAAUUUUAAAGCAGUAUACAAAACUUAGCAAAUUUUGAGUAAAUAUCGAAAUAUAAUUAUUAUUAUAUCUAAAAACAAAAUAUUGAUAUUGAAAUUGUAUAAUUUAAAGAGAUUUAAUUUAUCUUAGCGAAUGCAAGAUGCCCAGAAAUUGAUUUUCUUAUUUCAUAUCUCCAAUUUUGUUGUUAUCUAAAUAAUAUAUAUUUCUUUGAAAAGAGGAAAAUACUCAAAUAUAACUAACGAAAGUUCUAAUCUAACAAAUAAAAUUUGUAUUAUUAACACAAAGAUAUAAAGAUAAUAAAUAUAGCGAUUAAGUUUAUAUUUAAAGAAAGAGGAAAAAAUGAACCCGCGCGCGAUUUUUCUGGGUAAUAGAAAUGUAACGGGUUGGAAACCGCGAUACUCUCGUACCUCUUUUAUUAAUGAACUUUUAUUUUUAUACGUCUAAAUAAACUAUUACACUUAUACAUACGCGCGAGCACACAAAACACAACACGCGUAUAAAAAUAUGCAUAAUAUAGAUGUAUUCUGUUGUACAUAUUGUUUCUCCCAAAAAUUCUAUACAAAACUAUUGUAAUUAUUUACUUGUACGUUAUAAUAAAAAUAAAAAUACAAUGAUUUUGAAUGUUA